Molecule: messenger RNA, 1455 nt
Organism: Neomonachus schauinslandi (Hawaiian monk seal)
Lineage: Eukaryota; Metazoa; Chordata; Mammalia; Carnivora; Phocidae
Gene: TAF1A
Product: TATA-box binding protein associated factor, RNA polymerase I subunit A
Exons: 10
Coding region: 1-1353 (450 amino acids)
Biological process (GO): transcription by RNA polymerase I
Cellular component (GO): RNA polymerase I transcription regulator complex
Source: RefSeq, a predicted model, not a curated record
AUGAGUGAUUUCAGUGAAGAAUUGAUAAGGUCCAAGACAGAGGAUGACCAGGAGGAAUCAUGUGUAUUCUCUGGUACAGGAAUGUCUUUUCCUUGGCUCCAAAAGUAUAUAGGGACUGUGGCAACUGGAGGGAAGAAGGAGAAGGAUUUUGCUCAGACAACAAAUGCUUGUUUGAGUUUUAUCCAAGAAGCGCUGCUGAAGCACCGAUGGCAGAAGGCUGCCGAAUUCAUGCACAGUUACUUCCAGAUCUUGGAAGAUUCGGAUAGCCACAAGAGGCAGGCUGCGCCCGAGAUUAUUUGGAAGCUCGGAAGUGAAAUUCUGUUUUAUCAUCCCAAAAGCAAUGUGGAGACUUUCAAUACCUUUGCUGACAGGAUGAAAAAUAUUGGUGUCAUGAAUUACUUAAAGAUCUCCUUACAACAUGCAUUAUACCUUCUGCAUCAUGGAAUGCUUGAAGAUGCAAACAGAAAUCUCAGUCAUGCAGAGACAUGGAGAUAUGGUGAAAAAUCGUCUUCCCAGGAAGUGUUAAUCAACCUUAUUCAGGCCUAUAAAGGGCUUUUGCAGUAUUAUACUUGGUCUAAAAAGAAGAUGGAAUUGUCUACGCUUGAUGAAGAUGAUUAUGCUUAUAACACAGCAUCCCAGAAUAUGCUCAACCACAGCUGGAAGACAUCUGUAAACCUUUGUGCAUUGAUUCAAACUCCUGGAGUUUGGGACCCUUUUGUGAAGAGUUAUGUAGAGAUGUUGGAAUUCUAUGGGGAUCAAGAUGGAGCCCGAGAGGUACUCACCAAUUAUGCCUAUGAUGAAAAGUUCCCAUCAAAUCCAAAUGCUCACAUCUACUUAUACAACUUUCUAAAGAGAGAGAAGGCACCGAGAGAGAAACUGAUAAGUGUGCUGAAGAUUUUGUAUCAGAUUGUACCAUCUCAUAAACUGAUGUUAGAAUUCCAUAGGUUACUGAGGAAAUCAGAGAAAGAAGACCACCAUAAACUGGGGUUGGAGGUAUUAUUUGGAGUCUUAGAUUUUGCUGGAUGUACUAAAAAUAUAACUGCUUGGAAAUAUUUGGGAAAAUAUCUGAGACAGACUUUAGUGGGGAAUCACCUUGCCUGGGUUCAAGAAGAGUGGAACUCCAGGAAAAACUGGUGGCCAAGCUUUCACUUCAGCUCCUUUUGGGCAAAAAGCGAUUGGAAAGAGGAUAAAGCAUUGGCUUGUGAGAAAGCUUUGGUAGCUGGAAUAUUGUUAGGAAAAGGUUGCAGAUAUUUUCGGUUUAUCUCCAAACAAGAUGAUCAAGUCUUAAGGAAAAAAAUUAAGCGGAUAAAGAAGUCAGUGAAAAAACACAGUAUUGUAAAUCCAGGACUCUGAUAUUGAAUAUCAGUUGUUUCAGAUGAGUAGCUGCAGAAUAGUAGCUCGGUGGGUAAUCAUUGAAUGUAUUAUUUAUUUGGUGUUUCUAGGAGGUAGUUUAUA